UUGAGGGAGAGAAUACUGUCGACAGUUGAUUUUUGCUUUUUCGCAUAGUGAGGAAUGUAAAAUCCAUGAAAAUCCUAUCUUGCCACACCAGUUCUAUUCACAAUCGUUUUCACAAUUAUUUGGUAUCGUGAGAUCGUGAAAAGUGUGAAAAAUUUUCGUUGAAAGCAGUGCUGAAAGUGUUGAAGAAAAUCAAUAUUCAUUCUUUCAUCGAUUUUAAUUAAUAAUCUUCAAACAAUUAUUUUUUCUUCUUCGUGAUAGCACUUAUACUACCUUAUCUAUACUACAUUUUUUUGUCAGUUACAUGUGAAAAGUAUUUAAAAAGCUGUAAAGUGAGAGAAAAGUGGAAAAUUGGAAAAACUUUCAGUUAAUGUUAUUGGAUAAGUGUGUGUGUACGUGUGGGAUUUUGGAUGAAAAUGUGUGAUCAAAUAUAGGGCACAAAAUGCCUAUUUAUACAUACGAUGAAAAACCAUUUUUCCGCCUCAAAAAAGCAAAUAAUGGAACUUCCCUGAGGAAAUAACAUAUUCCUUAGAAAUAAUAAUCAACCACACGGAUAUAAACGCCGUAUUUGCCAUUUGUACGCUCACCGUCUUGGACGUUGGUUUUAACAUUACGCCAAGAUGCUUAGGGAACGGCGUCGUCAUGCGAACUUCAAACCCAACCGAAAGUUGGAUAGAAAAUCAUCACGUGGAAUGAUAUUUGAGAAUGAGGAACUUCGUUUGCGUACAAUCAAUAUAAAUGCCGAAGUUGAGCGUGGUCAGUCGGAUAUUCGGAAGCUGCGGCGUGAGAAUGAUCAGCUAAGACGAGAGAUUUGGUGCUUGCGCGAUGAGUACGAUCGCUUAGAUAAACUCUUGAGGCAGAAUAUUAAAGACGGCGGGAAAAAUGUUUCCGACUCAGAGGACUCUGGGGAAUCUUGUGAUACAUGUGGGGAAGAGGAAGAUGAGGUGAUUGAAGAAUUGGAAGAGGCACCAGCUGAAGGUGUGGAGACAACUGAAAAUGAGCAGAAUAAUCUGAAAGCCAAUCUCCAUGUAAAGUUCGAUCAUCUUUCCAUUGUCUCCGAAGAGAAUCUCGCAUAUAGUGGCUCAAGUUCGUCCCAUACAUCUCCACAUCACAAUCAAUCUGCCUUCUCUGCCCUAUCCCCUCCUGAGACUCCAGAUCUCCCCAAAAUUACAGAUCUUCAGUCGGUUGGCCCACCUCUAUCACAUUUUGAAAAUAUCUUCUCGGCAAUUCCAUACGAAAACCUAGAGAAGUCUAUAGAAAGACCUGAUGAAAGUACGUGCUCUAAACUCGAAGUACCCGAAAGCUCCAGAGAGGGAAGAAAAUCACCAAAAUUACAAAGCCCCACAAGGAAUUUCCAGUCAGGAGGAAAUCUAGAAGAUCUUCUGCAGGACAUUGAGGCAUUAUCUGAGGGUAUUCUCCAAAUGCAAAAUCAAACCAGAGAAUGUGUUCCCGCGGCAAAUUUAGAAUCAUCAAAAAUGACUAAAUUCCGAUCAGAGGUUAAUCUUGUGCUCUCAUGCAAUGAUCAACAAGAAACCAAUGAAGCCUCUAAACCUGAUAUACUUCUGGUGCAAAGUGAACUAAGGCCUCCAGAGCCAAUGCCUAUCCUUUCAGCUUUAUAUCCUCAUCAACCGGAAAAGAGGAAUUUCCCACAGAAUGAGCAAAAGAAUACCUUCGACCCAAGUCUUUUGCUGGCACAUCUACCAUGUGUCUCUAGUCAUAUUCUAACACCGAAGAUUCUCAAUGUUGAAGAGAAGAAGCCGCCAGUUGAGAAUAAUAAAAUUAAUCAUACAGGAGGAGGUGCACAAGAAGGAGAAAAAAUAGAUAAACCGAAGCAGGAAAAGACACCAAACUGCCCAUCAUCGUCUGAAGAGAGUCGACGGAAAUCUCGGCGUGUUUCUCUAUAUUUCAAUGGAAAAAAGAACGAAGAGCUCCCAAAUGAGGCUUCCAAUAGUUCCACCAUAAAGGUUCCAUCUGCCGCAGAACGCGUUAGUGGUGACUCUUCAAGUGCCACUCCGGCUCCUGGACCAUCUUCGGGUGAUCAGCACCACCGGAAAAACAGCGAAGUACCCAAACAUAAAUCAAAGAAGCGCACACAUCGUAUUUCCGAUCGAAACUCCCACAACCCACUUUCAGAUGAUGUUUUGGGAUUCACAUCCGGUGAAAGAAAUAGUGUGGCCUCGUCGCGGGAAUCAUCAGCCAGCGUCAGUACACGUUCCCAGAAGUCACGCCGUAUCUCCAUCAAUUCCCAUGCUGGUGGAAAGAUACCCUGGUGUGCCUGCUGGGGCAAUGGUUGCAUCUAAAUGCAUGAUCAGAGAUGAAAUCGGGUGAGUUUUGGAGUGAAUGUGACUGCAUAGCCCGCGUAUUAAUGUGAUCCUUCUAUAAGUAAAGCGUUUUAAGAUCUUAUUGCAUCAAUUUUUAAUUAUCUGGAUAAAUUUAAAAAAAUCAAAAUUAUAUUCUUUUAUAACAUUUGGGGUAAAUAAAACAAAAUGAUUUUUUUGUGGAAAUUAAUCUUUUUAGCGAAAGCGAAAAAAAAUGAAUAAAGAUUUACUAAAAUCUUUAAACAUAACAAAGAAUGUACAUUUUGUACUGUACAAAAUAGUUUAAGUGAUAUUAAGUAGAUAGAAUAUAGAUGAAAUUAAUGUAGGAAGAAUAAAUAAAUAUAGAUUUUUUCUUUGUAAAAAAA
Molecule: messenger RNA, 2680 nt
Organism: Lutzomyia longipalpis
Lineage: Eukaryota; Metazoa; Arthropoda; Insecta; Diptera; Psychodidae
Exons: 6
Coding region: 618-2297 (559 amino acids)
Source: RefSeq, a predicted model, not a curated record